This is a messenger RNA of Aspergillus ochraceoroseus IBT 24754, 2091 nucleotides long. RefSeq names its product aspartate aminotransferase. The transcript has 4 exons. The coding region runs from base 376 to 1752 and encodes 458 amino acids. Gene Ontology annotation, cellular component: cytosol. Gene Ontology annotation, molecular function: pyridoxal phosphate binding; L-aspartate:2-oxoglutarate transaminase activity. The record is from RefSeq and is a predicted model, not a curated record. Gene Ontology annotation, biological process: L-aspartate biosynthetic process. NCBI's taxonomy places the organism in Eukaryota, Fungi, Ascomycota, Eurotiomycetes, Eurotiales, Aspergillaceae.
UAUGAGUCCUCGAGAUGAAUAUUGUAGUAUUUUUAUUCAAAGUUCUAGAUCUCUAAAUCUUAUAAAUAAUGAGAUUUAUAACUAACUAUACACUCCCUCGGCUUCCUCUAUUCUUCACGUCCACACCAGCAGGGGGUUUCCGGCAUUUGAGACAUUUGAUCAAGAUUGCUUUGCGUGUCCCCAUUAUUUUCUGCCUUUAUUAACCCCGUUACUGUAUUAUGCUUCUUCUUCUUCUGAGCCCACUCCCUCGUUAAUCCUCUCUGACUGUUUUGGCCUUGGGUUGAUCUUCUGGCUUGAGUCCCGGUGAACGCAAGCAGCUAUUUUUGGUGGUGUGACUGACUUUUCUGGCAUUCCUCUGGAUAAUUAACCCUCACCAUGUCUCCUCCCCCGACUUCUUCCCCUUCUUCUUCUUCCUCUUCCUCAUCAUCAUCAUCAUCUUCUUCUUCUUCUUCCUUUUCGUUCAUCGCAAAAUCUCGUCUCGCAUCCCUCUCCUCUCACAUCAUGGGUUCUACAGCCCCCUCCGUCUUUUCUACCUCUGUCGUUCCCGCCGCCCCAGAGGAUCCCCUCUUUGGUCUCGCGCAAGCUUAUCGACAAGAUUCCUCGGACAAGAAGGUGGAUUUGGUCAUUGGUGCCUAUCGCGAUGAUAAUGCGAAACCCUGGGUGCUUCCAGUGGUGAAGAAGGCUGAUGACCUCAUUCAUAACGAUCCCAAUCUUAAUCAUGAAUAUCUUCCCAUCAAAGGUCUCCAGGAUUACACCUCCGCCGCUCAGAAACUCAUGAUCGGUGCGGACAGCCCUGCCAUCCGGGAAAAUAGAGUGUGCACCUUUCAAACCAUCUCAGGCACCGGCGCUGUGCAUCUAGGUGCCCUCUUCCUCGCCAGAUUCCACCCGCACCGCCCAACCCUCUACCUCUCCAACCCAACUUGGGCCAACCACCACCAGAUCUUCACCAAUGUUGGCUUCUCCCUCGCCAACUACCCCUAUUUCUCCCCUAAAACCAAAGGCCUCGACUUCGAUGGCAUGCUCGAUGCCUUGCGCUCCGCGCCCGCAGGCUCUGUCAUCAUCCUCCACGCUUGCGCCCACAACCCCACGGGCGUGGACCUCACCCAAGACCAAUGGAAGGAAGUCGCCGCCCUUAUGCGCGACCGCAACCACUUCCCUUUCUUCGACUGCGCCUACCAGGGCUUUGCCUCUGGCGACCUAAGCCGCGACGCUUGGGCCAUCCGCUACUUUGUGGAGCAAGGCUUUGAGCUCUGCAUCGCCCAGUCCUUCGCUAAGAAUUUUGGUCUGUACGGAGAGCGCACGGGCGCCUUCCAUUUCGUCUCCGCUCCGGGCGUCGAGGCGGGCAAGGCCUCUCAGAACAUCUCCAGCCAGUUGGCGAUCUUGCAGCGGUCGGAGAUUUCCAACCCCCCAGCCUACGGUGCGCGCAUUGCCAGUCGCAUCCUCAAUGACCCCGAGCUCUUUGCACAGUGGGAAGAUGAUCUUCGAACGAUGAGCGGUCGUAUCGCGGAGAUGCGACGAGGUUUGCGCCAGCGCCUCGAGGCCAAAGGCACCCCCGGAACUUGGGACCACAUCACCAACCAGAUUGGCAUGUUUAGUUUCACGGGGUUAACAGAGGCCCAAGUCAAGGUAUUACGGGAUAAAUGGCAUGUUUACAUGACUAAGAACGGACGUAUCUCCAUGGCCGGCCUCAACACACAUAACCUAGAUUACUUUGCCGAAGCACUUGACAGUGUUGUCAGGGAGACAUUAUAAAUAAACUUUUUUAAUUUUUCUUGUAUUUCUUUUCGUGGGGUUUUGGCCAUACCAUACCAUACCAUACCUACCUACCUACCUACCUAUCUUUCUAUGAUAUCAUUUUCUUUUUCAUUUGGAUGUACAGUGCUGGGCCUGUAUCGAUGAUAGAAUGCUGCGUUACAUUAUUCAUUGAUGGUACAUAACUAUUUUCCCGCUGGGUUCCGGUUCUGAAUUGUAUACCUGGAAGAUACCUGUAGAGUAGAGCAGAAUCCAUUGGAUCAAGGGGAAUGAAUGAAUAAGGAUAAAUUCACACAAAACAAGCUUAAAACACCAAAUCCCAAACCACCAACCACGUAC